GACAUUACUAUUAUUAAUGUUUUGGUUCAACACAGAGGAAAUUGCCAGGAAAGGGGAAUUGUGAAGGCAGAAUUUCACAUAUUCUACAUCAUAUUAUGCAACCAUAAUAUGAUGAAAGAUUAGCAAAAUGACUAUUUUACCAAAGAAGAAGGUUCAACAGGAGAAAAGGGGCGCAGAAAGUGGUGAAAAUCAUCAACAUCAUGGACACAAUAGUCAUCACCAUCUUGCACAUAAUUUAGGUCACUCUGUAUCGCAUUCUACAGGAGAAUCAAGGGGAGGAGCACGGCCAAAAUCUCGUAAUUCUCCGCCUCGUUGGAAUGCAAAUAACCAAAGAGAUGAUAGACUGAGUAACCAUGAUGCAAGGACUAGUUAUGAUUCUCAAGAAAGAAGAGAAAAUUCACAUGGAGGACAUUCUAGUAAUAAAAGGGCGAGGCACCGGUCGUCCCCUCAACACGAAUAUAGCGAUUUUGAGUAUGAUCACGCAGGAGCUGUGUCAUGGACUCCAAACAAUUCGACGAACUCACAGGCCGAAAUUAGAGGCUCAAGCCCUAGGGAAAGCGAACAAGAUGAAGAAGUCGAUGCUGUAAAUAGUGGCGAUGAGCAUGAAGAAAAUACAGAAGAAACAGAGAAUAUAGAAGAGAUUGAAGAACGGUUUGCCCGAGCUUUGAAAGAGAAGAAAGGUUUCAUCAUCAAGAUCAUGGUUCCUGAUGGAGCAUGUUUAUUCAGAUCAGUUGCUGACCAGGUUUAUGGAGACCAAGAUUGGCAUAAUAUUGUUAGAGGACACUGUAUGGACUACAUGACAAAGAAUGCAGAUUACUUCUCACAAUUUAUCACUGAGGAUUUUCCGACGUAUAUUGCCCGGAAGCGUCUAGACAGUUGCCAUGGUAACCAUGUAGAGAUGCAAGCCUUGUCAGAGAUGUACAAUCGUAACAUCGAGGUUUAUAUGUACAGUACAGAACCUAUCAACACAUUUCACACCCUGAACAAGACAGACAAUGAUCCUAUACGUGUGAGCUACCACCGCAACGUUCACUACAACUCAGUCGUCAAUCCACACAAAGCUACAGUAGGAGUGGGUUUAGGAAUGCCCUCAUUUGUACCAGGGCUUGCGGACAAGACGUUGAUGCGAGAAGCUAUCCAUAUAUCAGAGAAGUCUGCCAUCGAACAGACCAUGUUGCAGGAUAAAUUGCUCGCCACAGACUGGGAGGCAACCAACGAAGCGAUUGAGGAACAAGUAGCGAGGGAAUCCUUUGUUCAGUGGCUCAAGGACAACGAGAAAAGAGCAGAGAAGAAAGCACUCCCUGCUACAGCUACCUGUAGUUCUGCACCACCAGACUCUCCCCCAGGAUGGUGGGGUGAGGCCAACCAAAAGUCUGGUGCCAGCCAAGGCGGCCACCACUCUGGCAAGAAGCACCCUAGCGGAAAGCACAACAGCGGAAAACACUCCAGCUCCCAUCACGCGCUGAGCGGCCAUCACCCUUCCUCUGGACAUCACUCUGGUGGUCAUUUGGUCACUCCACACCAUCAAAGCAGUCAUCUGGUCUCCCCACACCACCCCAGUGGACACGUGGUAGGUCCUCACCAUCCCAGUGGACGUCUGUCGCCAAGGAACAGGGGCACUGGCAGUGGGUCCAGACCAAAUAGCCCUGAGAGACUCGAGGCAGCAAGGCUGAGACCUUUAUCGCCUAAUUCAAUCCGGGGAAGGAAUGCAGAGAAGAAAGCGCAACAACAGCAGCAGCAGCAGCAGCAGCUUUUGUCAAAAGCAGAUCGUCCCACAACAAGUGGCCACAUCUCUAAUCCAGCUUCUCCCCAAGGCGCCCAUGCCAGGGACACGGCUAGUCCCAAGGCAGGGCCCAGUGGCUACAACCCACCUACGGCCUCCCAUGGAAUGGAGGAUAUACCACCAGAAGAAUUCGGUAUAUCUGAAUGGGAGUCUGAGGAUGCUAUCCUAGCCUCAAUUCUUGCCCAAUCCCACCAGGAGUACCUAGACACCCUCAUACGUAGCACUCACAAGGACACCGAUUCAGACAGUUGACCUGGAGCGAGGACAUACAUCACGUUUCACUCACAUCUCUUUCAAACAUCAACUUUGCCUAAAGAUAGCCAAGUCCCCCCACCCCCCCCCCCCCCCAUCUCCCCACACUUUUGUUAGGGCUUGUAUCCCAACUUCACAAAACAUGUUUAGAGUUUCUGAGCCAGUAUAGCUAUAGCUGCUUUCUGAAUUUCAGUUCUUUUCUGGUAGUUAUCUUGCCUGUUUCUUUCUGGUUUGUUAUAAAACUUGAAUUGUGUGAAGGGAUCGUAAUGCAGCCGGAGUCGGAGUCGGAGAAAUGGUAAAGAUGUAAAGGUAGAUAUUUGUAGAUGUACAAUAACGUCGAGAGAAACAAAUCAAAUCAAAUAUCAUGUAUGGACCAAGUUACAAGCAAUAUAAGAAAUGUUGAUUGGAAUUGUAGAGUAGAAAGAUUUCUAGAUGUGUAUGAAAAGCCUAGAAUGAAUUAUUGUUUGUCUAGACUGUUCCUUUUUUAUGUUCAACAGUAAAUAAUCAACAGGAAAUGAAUGAAUUCUUCCAUUUUUAUCACUAGUUAUUAGAAGUUUUAUUAUCAUGGUUAUAAUAAUAAUUUGUUAUCCCAAUUUAAUUUUUUUUCUAUAUUGGAUUUAAUAUUUGUAGUCACCAUGUUAUGCAUAUAUCUUGCUCUGAAACAUUUUUGAAGAGCUUUCUUUAAUAUUAGCUGUACGGUAUCUAGAGACUGGCAUUCAGUGAUAAUGGUAUACAUGUAGGUAUGUGAAACACAUUUACAUUUCAACUGCAUUUCAUAAUCUAAAUCUUUUAGUCAUUUAUGUGGUGUGCAUUCAUGGGGAUAGUUUGUUUGGUUAAUAUGAAUAGUAUCAAUUCAUAUAGAAAACAAUGGUCCGCUGACAUACAUCCUGUUUUCCUAUGCAGAUUAAUAACAAUAAGGGCUGUAAAUGUUCUGUGCAUGUGUGAACAACUCCAACUAACUGGUUUAGGCUUCAUUCUGCAUGGGGUUAGUUACAUACUAACAUGAGCAACUACUUCCUCUGUGGUACCAAUUAACAACGAUUACAAUGCGUUCAUAUUCACAUGAUAUGGAAUCAUCUGAUGUUAUUAUGAUAGAUAUAUAAUUAUUAUGCAAGUAGAACUGUCUUGCUGUGCAUGCU
Molecule: messenger RNA, 3174 nt
Organism: Strongylocentrotus purpuratus (purple sea urchin)
Lineage: Eukaryota; Metazoa; Echinodermata; Echinoidea; Camarodonta; Strongylocentrotidae
Gene: otud5
Product: OTU domain-containing protein 5-B
Exons: 9
Coding region: 128-2035 (635 amino acids)
Biological process (GO): protein deubiquitination
Molecular function (GO): cysteine-type deubiquitinase activity; K63-linked deubiquitinase activity
Source: RefSeq, a predicted model, not a curated record